CCAUCCCAAAGUACCACAGAAAUACCACCAGAAGUCCUACAACCAUAUACACUCUUGUCAGUGACCUGCGAUUAGUAGCCAGACGGUUGGCGCUCAACAAGUACACAGCACUUACACCAGACAAUGCGGUCUAUCAGGGCACACACGACGAAAUGGACCCACAACAGUGCCUCGCCCCAUUGGACCAGCUCAAGCUGCACCAGAAGACUCUGGAUAUUGUACUGACCCACGGUAAAAGCAUGGACAUCCUCAAGGACCCGGGUAUGGGCGAAUACGCCACCCGCACAGCCGCCAAAGCGUUGUGUUUCUUGGGCCACGGAGACGAUGCCGUUAACGUGUGUGAGAAAGCCAUCAAGGACAAUCCAGCCCUCAUGUCGCGAGUGUGGGACGUGUACCUGCUGUCGCUGAUUAAGAGUGCACAACAGUCCGCUAUGGCGGAUGAGUAUAUAACGGCGUACGAUUACGCAC
Molecule: messenger RNA, 468 nt
Organism: Sphaeroforma arctica JP610
Lineage: Eukaryota; Ichthyosporea; Ichthyophonida
Exons: 3
Source: RefSeq, a predicted model, not a curated record